GAACGAGCUGAGGAGAGGAAUCAAAAUGGCGAUGCCCAGAGCAGGUCGAUCAGGCAGUGUCCUGUCUUCUGUUACCUUCCAGCUGCUGCUGAACCUGACAACAGCGUACUUUGUUUUCUAUUUCCUGUUCACUCUUGGCCUGAUCGUCAGAAAGAGCUUGGUGUUAACUUAUCCCACUGAUGCUCUGGUCUAUGACGUCUGUCUGCUGUUCCUGCUGGCUGGUCUGGACUGCCUCCAUUUAUUAUCUGGUGUAAGGGGCCACCUGACGGAGAAUGAGGGCCUUAUUCUUACCAACCUCAUUGUGACUGGGACAACUAUCCUGCUGACGGUCUACUUCCUGGUAUGGCAGACAUAUGUGAUGCGGGCAGACGUGAUCCUCAGCAGUGUCCUACUCUUUUUCUAUGGCUUAGAUGGAGUUCUGGCUUUCAGCACUUUAGCCCGACUGGCCAGUGACAAAUGAGGAAGCCUUCUCUCCAUUGUUUUAUUAUAGCUGAACUCACAACCCGUCUGCACUUCUUUGAUACAACCUCAAAUCAAAACAACUUUGUAUUCAAGACAGUUUGUUCAACGCUCUGGUUUGUCUGUGUUGUGAGGAUCUCUCAUGGAUUUCACUUGCCAUAGACACACAGAUUGCUCUUGUAUUUAAUAUUUUCCUAUGUUCUUUGGCUAAUCUUUCUUUAUUUUAUUUUUUUACUUGUGUUUAAGAUUAAUAUUUAUAUUUGUAUUACAAUUGCUUAUUUAUAUUAAACAAACCACAUUUGAUACAUUG
Molecule: messenger RNA, 769 nt
Organism: Cyclopterus lumpus (lumpfish)
Lineage: Eukaryota; Metazoa; Chordata; Actinopteri; Perciformes; Cyclopteridae
Product: transmembrane protein 216
Exons: 6
Coding region: 26-460 (144 amino acids)
Biological process (GO): non-motile cilium assembly
Cellular component (GO): ciliary transition zone
Source: RefSeq, a predicted model, not a curated record